AUAACUAAGCACCUUUUCCAAAACACUAAAGCCGCUGCCCCCCAAUAGACGCCUCCAAAUCAAACGGCUGCCACUGUACUCACCUCCCCAUUUCUCCGGCGACGGUGUUCAUCACCGUCAUCUCUAUCCCCUCCCUCCUCCUCGCCGACCUUUCCCACCGACUUACUUCCAGUGAAACGAGUGGUUCAGUUCGUUUCCCAUCCCCAUAUCAUAUCAGCUACCACCUUCACUCUACACAUAAAAAAUGGCAAAGUACCUCCCUCCUGAACUCAUCAUCAACAUCCUCUCAAUGCUACCAUCAAAAUCACUUCUUCGUUUUCGAUUAGUGUGCAAAUCAUGGCAUUCUCUCAUCUCUUCCCCCGAAUUCAGCCAAACUCAUCUUCACAAUUUCAACAAAUUAAACUCUCGCAAUCUUGUUCGAUGUUGUCUAUGGACAGAAAAGAAGGAAGUAUACACUAUCCAUCACAAUGACCAACAUCUCACUCUCGAUGCCCCCAUUGAUUUCCCCUUCAAUCUUCUCCGUGAUGAAUAUGGAACCAUAUUUUAUACACUCAUCGCGAGUUGCAAAGGCGUUGUUUGCCUCUACAAUGAAAGAUCACCAAAAAAUGAAAUCCUACUAUGGAAUCCAUCCAUUAGGAAGAAAAUUACCCUAACUCCUCCUUCAUACAUGCCAGAACUUACUCUCGUUUUCGGGUUUGGGUAUUGUGAGAAUUCUGAUGAUUAUAAGGUAGUGAGACUUGCAUAUGAUCGAAAUAACUUGAUCGAUAGACCCGAGGUUGAGAUUUACACUGUGAAAACCGCGAUUUGGAAACCGAUCGUGUUCCCUCAAGAUUUUCCUUGCUACCAUAUCCUUAGCGACUGCUCACAAGUGUUUUUCAAUGGAUCUGUUCAUUGGUUAGCAGCUGAUUUGGGAGUUUCACAUUGCUCAAUACUAACAAUGGACAUGAGUAAAAACGUUUUUGGAGAAAUCCAAUUGCCUGAGUAUCUGGUGCAUUAUUCUUCAAUGGGUUUAACAUUAACGGUUGUUGGGGAUUAUUUGGGUGUGAUUUAUUCAAACCGUUGUACAGUUGUGGGUUCAAGCACUUACAAGAUAUGGGUUAUGAAGGAGUACAAGAAACCGAUUUCAUGGACAUUGAUAUAUGAUGUGCAUUAUCCGGAUACGGAUUUAGGGAGACCUUUGAAGUUGAGACAUAAUGGGGAUUUGAUAACUGAAUCACGUAGAUGCAAUUUAACAAUCUAUAAUCGUGAGGCAGGGUGUUAUACUGUUGCUGGAUGUUGUAGCAAAGGUGUUGUAUUAUGGUCGUUUUCUAUUGAUAGAUAUGAAGAGAGCUUAGCAUUGUUGGAUGUUGAAAGUGAUGAUAACAAUGAAGAGUGAUUGGUAAGGUUUGAAGUGAUUGUAUAUUUUUUGUGUGUGUGUUUGCAUAUAUGGUUAUUAUUAUAUUCUAAUGAUUGUGGAAUGUAAGUAGGUAACAUGGUUUGUUUGUGUAAGAAAUUGAAGUCAUUUGGCUAGUGUUUGAAGGUGGCUUGACUUUGUACAUUACACAUUUUUAUGUAUUAUAUUUGUGUAUAUAUCAUAAACAAAUGGGAUAUUUUCUUUGUUGA
Molecule: messenger RNA, 1602 nt
Organism: Lactuca sativa (garden lettuce)
Lineage: Eukaryota; Viridiplantae; Streptophyta; Magnoliopsida; Asterales; Asteraceae
Product: F-box/kelch-repeat protein At3g23880
Molecular function (GO): protein binding
Source: RefSeq, a predicted model, not a curated record